This is a messenger RNA of Coniophora puteana RWD-64-598 SS2, 897 nucleotides long. RefSeq lists its product as uncharacterized. The record is from RefSeq and is a predicted model, not a curated record. NCBI's taxonomy places the organism in Eukaryota, Fungi, Basidiomycota, Agaricomycetes, Boletales, Coniophoraceae. The coding region runs from base 34 to 897 and encodes 287 amino acids. The transcript is spliced from 4 exons.
GGGAGUGCUAUCUUAUCCUCUCUUACUUCGAACAUGGCCGUAUUUGCAGUACCUCAUCCACCCAGCGACCAGUCUAUCCAUCCAUACCUUUCUACCAUCCUCGACUUCGCUACGCAGAAAGUCCUAGCUACCGCCUCUGUCCGCGUAUACUGCGCCGUCUUCAACAAGCCACAUCUCAACUGGAAGUACUCAGAGCUGAAAGGCAUCCUCGUCUUUGGGCGGGAUAGAGAAGUUGACGUCGUCCAAGGCCGCGCCGACCGUGGCACGCGCACUAAAGAGCGCUACUGGUUCAAGCUCGUCGACACCAACAUCGACCGCGUCGUGUGGGUAUACUCCAUCCCGGAGGUCUUCGAAUACAGCAAGGACAUGCCGUUCUUUCACUACUUCUCCGGAAAGACGCGUAUGUUUGGCUUCCGGUUCGACGAAGACCCCGAGGCCGCGAACAUGUACCAGCACGUUGUUGACAGAACACGCCGGCACUUUUUCGGUCCCUUGUCUUCAAGGGGACUCACAGACAGACCGAGAUCCCGCAAGACAAAGCCAAUCUCGCCCGCGAUGAUCUCGGGCCCGCAGCCCAACUCAUGCAUCCACGUCUCGCACGUCGGCAUAUCCCCAAAGGGCGUCAUCGAGGCAUCGCAGAACAUAGAUCCGAGCUGGACAAAACUGAUCGCAGACCUGCAGGGCUACGGCGUGGGCCCGGACGUCGUGCGCAAUAACCAGGACUUCGUGGAGGGCUUCCUGGCGGGAGCACGGUCCACGCGCGACAAACAGGCUUCUUCUUCGCCACCGGCUGCUAAGCCUCUUCCGCAAACGCCGUCCGCACCGGCACGACCUGCCAUCAUCAAAACAGAUCAAACGAAACACAAGAUUCCUCGAAAAGCAGUCAAGUUCGCUUGA